Microthlaspi erraticum is the source of this 612-nucleotide messenger RNA. NCBI's taxonomy places the organism in Eukaryota, Viridiplantae, Streptophyta, Magnoliopsida, Brassicales, Brassicaceae. The record is from the annotation of a GenBank genome assembly.
AUGAGCCGGUCCGGAGCACUCUCCAUGACACGUGACAACAUUCCAUUCUCACAUGGUCAAGGUCUUUACACAGAUCCAAUCCCAUUCAAAUCCUCCAACGACACUUCUUCUUCUGUUUACUCUUUCAAAACAUCUUUCACUUUCUCCAUCACUCCUAAACGGUCAAACCCUAACCCCGGUCAUGGACUCGCCUUCGUCGUGGUCCCAACCACCAAAUACGACCAAGACUCGACUUGUGGCUUCCUCGAUAAACGUUUUGGCGAUAUUAAUGAUAACCAUGUUGGUAUUGAUAUCAACUCUGUUAAUUCGACGGUUUCUGAGAAAGCUGGUUACUGGAUUCAAACGAGAACCGGGGGAAAGAAUCAAUGGUUGUUUAAGGAAGUGAAGCUUAGUAGUGGGGAUAUCUACAAGGCUUGGAUCGAGUAUAAGGACAGUAAGGUCACUGUGACGCUCGCACCUGCGGAUUUGAAGAAACCGAAGAGGCCAUUGAUCGAGACACAAGUUGAUCUCUCCGAGGUGGUUCUUGAGAUCUUCAGCCAUUUUGUUAUUGUUCUUACUUCCGUUUGUUAUAUCUUUUUUGGUCAUUUAUUGUGUAAAUGCUUAGAUUCCUAA